Aspergillus tanneri is the source of this 1563-nucleotide messenger RNA. RefSeq names its product putative choline transport protein. The record is from RefSeq and is a predicted model, not a curated record. Gene Ontology annotation, molecular function: transmembrane transporter activity. Gene Ontology annotation, biological process: transmembrane transport; amino acid transport. The coding region runs from base 1 to 1563 and encodes 520 amino acids. NCBI's taxonomy places the organism in Eukaryota, Fungi, Ascomycota, Eurotiomycetes, Eurotiales, Aspergillaceae. Gene Ontology annotation, cellular component: membrane. The transcript is spliced from 5 exons.
AUGGCACCGACAGAAGCCCCAGAAAAGGUAGAGCCCAUCGAGCCUUCCACCGAAGAUCGGGUUUCGGUCGAACUCGUCAAUGCAUCCGGCCAUCGCCAGGAACUCGAACGGAACUUCAGUCUCCUCAGCAUCUGUGCCGUCGCAGUGACGACGGGAAACACAUGGAUUGCUCAGGGAGGCAGCGUGGUGACUGCGUUGAGUAAUGGGGGUCCAUCAGGGGUCAUUUAUGAAUUCAUAGCGGUUUCGGUCUGUUACUGGCUAGUUGCUGCAUCAAUUGCUGAGCUGGCAUCCGGAAUGCCUUCUGCUAGUGGUGUCUACCACUGGGCCUCGAUCACUGCGGGGAAAUAUGGCCGUGUGUGUGGCUUUUUCGCCGGUUUCUGGAACUGUCUCGCCUGGAUCCUAGGAGCUGCCUCCAUGUCGGCCAUCCUGGGCCAACAGACCGUCUCCAUGUACGCUUUGAUGCAUCCGGGCUUUCAAACACAAUCUUGGCACGUGUUUGUGAGCUUCAUCAUCUGCACCUGGCUGUGCUGCUGCAUCGUGCUUUUUUUUAACCGCCUCCUCCCCCAUAUCGGCAAUAUGGGCAUGUUCUUCAUUCUGGCUGGCGUGCUGAUCACGAUCAUUGUCUGCGCCGUCAUGCCCCAUGUCAAUGGCACAGGAUACGCUUCUGGUGCCGACGUCUGGGGCACAUGGAAAAACCAGACCGGAUACUCGAGCAAUGGCUUUGUGUUUGCCGCGGGGAUGCUCAAUGGAGCUUACAGUGUGGGCACGCCAGACUGCUCGACGCAUCUGGCAGAGGAAAUCCCUAGACCGAGUCGAAAUAUCCCCAAAGCGGUCCUGGCUCAAAUGAGUAUCGGCUUUAUCACGGGGUCCCUCUAUAUGAUUGCUGUCUUCUAUGCAAUCAUCGAUCUUGACGCGGUCCUGAACAGUAAAUACACAUUCCCCCUUGCCGAGAUCUACCGCCAGGCCACGGGCUCAAGUGCGGGAUCUCUGGGGUUAUUGAUUGUAGUUUUCUUGCCCACGGUCAUCACCUGCGCUGGAUGCUAUAUCACGGCGGGUCGGACUCUCUGGACUAUGUCCCGCGACAGAGCAACCCCGUUCUGUGGCUGGCUGUCUCAGAUCAACCCCCGCAUGCACAACCCGUUCAACGCCACGUUGGUGUGCGGCGUGCUGAUCACCAUUCUGGCCUGCAUCUACGUCGGAUCAACCACCGCUUUCAACGCCUUCAUCGGCUGCUUUGUGCAGCUCUCCAGCCUCUCCUACUGUGCCGCCAUCCUCCCGCAUAUUCUGACUCGUCGGUCUUCGUUCACGCCGGGGUACUUUUGGAUGGGACCCGUCGGCUACAUCGUCAAUAUCCUGAGCUUUAUUUAUAUCCUUGCCUUUGUGAUAAUUUUCUGCUUUCCGGCCACCCUGCCCACGGAUGCAGCCUCCAUGAACUACGCCAGUCUGAUGACGGGCGGGUUGUCGAUCUCCGUGGCCUUGUGGUGGCUGUUCCGCAUGCGGUCCUACGAAGGGCCGAAGUUUGUUCCAUUAACAGAUAAAGUGUUGAUGGACGAUGCAAAAUAG